Lingula anatina is the source of this 1847-nucleotide messenger RNA. RefSeq names its product cell adhesion molecule 3-like. Gene Ontology annotation, cellular component: adherens junction. Gene Ontology annotation, biological process: homophilic cell-cell adhesion; heterophilic cell-cell adhesion. NCBI's taxonomy places the organism in Eukaryota, Metazoa, Brachiopoda, Lingulata, Lingulida, Lingulidae. The record is from RefSeq and is a predicted model, not a curated record.
ACCAGUUGAAAAUGUCUAAUAUAGUAGAAAAUAGGUCCUAUUCAAUGUGCUUUGUUUGGAAAGUGGGCACGUGAUUGGAUGUAUUUUGGAGGUCUCUUUGCUCGUGGCAGUCAGUUUUAUGAGAAGAUGGAGAAACUUAUGAGGUACCUGACUUUCCUCAUCACCCUCAACAAGUCUGUUAUUUCUUUCAAAGUAUGGUCCCCACCCCUUGUGAUAUCUUCUGUUGGAAAUAGUGCUGUUUUUACAUGCACACAUAAUCAGAGUGAGGAACUGAUGUUAAUUACUUGGAGAAGACACUCAAACUCUUAUGGAGACCAAAAAAUUCUGGAUUAUUCACCUAAUACAUCAAAUGCAAAAAGGGUCCAACAGUAUAUUCUUGCCAACAGGGUAACAUUUUCUGAGCCUCCUAUUGUGGAUGGACAGAAAGAGACAAGCUUGACUGUGGCAAAUUUGGAUUGUCUUGAUGAAGGCAAAUAUGAGUGUGAUAUACGACUGUUUCCUAAGCCUACAGAUGGGAAUGCAUUUUCAAGGCUAACUGUACAAGUGGCCCCCAGUAAACCCACACUAGAGGCAACAUGGAUUCAGGAAAAAGUCAUCAAAUUAAUCUGCAGGAGCCAGUUUGGAAAGCCAGCAGCUCAACUGGCAUGGUAUUACAAUCAGGUUGAGUUGCUUGACAGUGACAGUCGUCUGACCACAUACAACACCAACAGUGUUGGCAGGGGAUCCUGCAAUGUGACAACAACUGUUAGUGAGUUGGCCCUGGAGUUUGGCUCCUUAUUAGAUGAGAUCACCUGUGAAAGUAGGCACCCUGCUUUCCAGAAGUCAGAAUCCACAAGGAUGAGACUUGAUGAACAAUUCUAUCCACCCAAGAACACCCCACUAAACAUUGCCCAGCUCUCAGAUGGUAACUUUAAGCUGAAUUGUUCCAAGAAUAGCCGUCCCCCUUCAACGUACCGAUGGUACCGGAUGGAAAAUGGUACAAGAACCUUGGUGUCCCGGGAGGCUACCCUGAUAGUGGACAGCCCUAGUGACAUGGCAGUAUACCAAUGUGUGGUGGACUACCCUCUCUCCGUAGUCAGAAUCACUGUCCAUCAGAAUUGGACCUUGGGUGGAAGCAAAAAUAUUGUUACCCUAGCAACAACAACUCAUGGUACUGACGCAGGUGCAGUUAUUGGAGUUACACUGGGAAUUCUCCUACUUCUGGUGCUGGCAACAAUUGCUUUCUUUAUUAUAAAGAGAAAAGUAGAAGAGGAAAAUGAAGCCCAUUUAGAAGCUAGUAAAGAUGGGGUGGUCAGCAAUGUCUAUGCUGGCAGUGAUGUAGAAAGGUCCAUUACUGACUUGGAUGCACAUUCUCUGACAGAAGGUUCAGUUCGCUAUAGCACACAUUUACAAGGUUACAUCAACGACUCAGACUAUGUUAUACCUGAUCCAGACCCAAUACACUCGGGAUCAUCUAAAACCAGUAUAUCUGGGUCAGCCAACCCCAUUGGUGUCUUUAUUUGAGGGAUUAAUGCUGAUUUGCGAGGGAAGCCUUGACAGAUGAAGAUGAAAAAUUAAAAUAUAUGGAAGGAUGGGCAGUUCUUAUAUAAUGCCCUAUGUCACCUGCUGAUCAUAACUGGAAAGCAUGCAAGAUUGAUUCUGUUUUGCAUAUUUAGUAUAUUAGUUGGUUGUAAAAUUACCUGCAUUGCCUCACAUGAUAGACUAUUUCCAGUGAUACUAACUUGAUUUCAUUUUUAGAUUUAUUGAUUUUAUCUUGUUUUAAUUAUAUCUAAGUAGUUUCUAAUGAGAACAAAAUGAGUGUAAAUAGAAAUACCAUAUUUUUCUUGUAAGUUAAAAUUAUAUAUAUA